Messenger RNA from Girardinichthys multiradiatus, 4972 nucleotides. RefSeq names its product transmembrane protein 248 (gene tmem248). The transcript has 7 exons. The record is from RefSeq and is a predicted model, not a curated record. NCBI's taxonomy places the organism in Eukaryota, Metazoa, Chordata, Actinopteri, Cyprinodontiformes, Goodeidae. The coding region runs from base 316 to 1341 and encodes 341 amino acids.
CGCUUUCCCUACGCAGUGCGAGGACGCGCGGACCCGAUGUCGACAGGAAGAUGUUGACGUUAUUCUAAACCUAACGCUGAAUAUCCGUUUCUAGGAAGAGCUGCGGGAAUAUUAAAGGCGAAGAAUGGGAAGGAGUAUAUGCGUUGUCUCGUAUGCUGAAAGCUUGGAGCGCAGACUUUUGCUUCUCAGCGGUAAAUUUAGAGGAGACUAGCUGCGUUGCAGCAAGCUAGCUAGCGACAUCGCAGCCCUUUUUGUGGCCCUCAGCGCAACCUCCCAACUACACCUAGCAUCCCGUCGCUCGCACAACAGGGGAAAAUGGUUUACCUGUUAAAUCCCAUAGAGAACCUAAGAGGCUACAUCAACAACCGUCCACCUCUGGUCAUUUUUAUGAUCAGCGUCAGUGCAGUGGCCAUCGCCUUCCUGACCAUUGGGUAUUUCUUUAAGAUUAAGGAGAUAAAGUCUCCAGAACUGACAGAGGACUGGAACACGUUUCUCUUGCGCUUCAACGACCUGGACUUCUGCGUGUCGGAGAAUGAGACGAUAAAACAUGGCCUGAACGAGUCCACCACUGCAGAGAGCAUGGUGGUGACCAGCGGUCAGGCUCGUUCCAGCACCCAGCCUCCUUUGCUGCUGGAGGACUCGGGUCCCAUUAACAUCUCUGUCUCCAUCACCCUCACGUUGGACCCCCAGCGCCCGUUCGGAGGGUACUCUCGCAAUAUCACCCACCUGUAUGCCACAGUGUUGGGACAGCAAGUCGGUCUGUCAGGCCGGGAAGCCCAUGAAGAAAUAAACAUCACGUUCACUCUGCCCGUGUCCUGGAACUCGGACGACUGCGUGCUGCACGGCCACUGCGAGCAGGUGGUGUUCAGCACAUGCAUGACCAUCACAGGGGCCAGCAAUAUCUUCCCAGUCACAGUGCAGCCGCCGCACUGCGUGCCAGAGACGUACACCAACGCCACAUCUUGGUACAAGGUGUUUACCACCGUCCGUGACUCGGACACCAAGUACAGUCAGGACUACAACCCCUUCUGGUGUUACAAAGGAGCAAUUGGCAAAGUGUAUCAUGCACUCAACCCCAAGCUCACCGUCAUUGUUCCAGAUGAUGACCGCUCCCUCAUCAACCUUCACCUGAUGCACACUAGCUACUUCCUGUUUGUCAUGGUCAUCACUAUGUUCUGCUAUGCAGUCAUAAAGGGGCGGCCUGGCAAAGUGCGACAAACCAACCCCGACUUCUGUCCUGAGAAGGUACAACAGACACCAGCAGUGCUUUAUGACCUCAACAGGUGGCGCUGUCAGAGAGUUAAAAAGACACCAGGGAGCUCUGCCAGAGGUUACCUGUAACAUGGACUCAGACACAGAAGAAAUGAAAAAAAAAUAUAUCCCAGUUGCCUAGUGAUCCCUGCAAAUUCAAUAAGGGACACAAACGCUCUGUGAAUGCAUUACUCUCGCAAUGUUGGGUUUCUCCAACCAAAGAUAUACAAGUGCCUGUAUCUGUGGUGUAAAUAUUUGUUGGAUCUCUGAUAUUCUGUGCAAAAACCUAUGUCUUGUCUAUUUUUGUUUGGGAUUGUUUAUCCCCCACAGCCCAUGUGCCAUGUCAGGACAACCAGAUAAACACAGUCUAGGCCAGAUUCAAUAACUUGACUGGACAUUUUCCCAGGAGUCUCACUGUCUCAUUUUUAAACAGAUUUCUAGAGCAUGAUGUGUCAUCUGAAAUAUAGUUGAUGAUACUUGACUUGUCUGUUGUCUUCUCAGCUCAAACAGCAAGGAGAAUAAAAAGUCCCUCUUUCCUGAAAAACAGACAAACAGAAAUCAAAUCUGGUCAGAAAAAAACACUUCAUCUUUUUUUUUUUUUUUUAACCCCCUCAUUUUAUGUCUAGAAUCUGAAGUGGGGCAGAGUGUGAAGGAAAUGGCUCUGCGUCCAUUAAUACAGGUGCAAUAUCUACAGUCAUGAGUCCAAUGAUCUGCCUUUUGUUUUCCUUCAUUAAUCAUGCUCCUACCUUUGUGUAGUUUUUAAGCUGACACCUUCCCGUCUGCAGCUGGAAAAAACAACAACGCAAUAACAUCAUGCCUUACCUGUGGUGGACCAGCUAAAUCAGAGGAGACCUCGUUAUCUGGCUUGUCCACCUUCGUACCUUCACAACCAAACGUUAUUUUGGUUUUCUUCUCCAGAAUAUUAGGUCUGUUUUCUUAUGUCUUUGUUGUUCUUUUUAAAGCGCCAGUGUGUUUUGUGUAUAUAGUGACUCCCAGUGGCACAAUUCAAGAACUGCGACCAAAUGAACACCCAGAAACUACGUCAUCAGUAAAAAAAACAACAGAUUAUUAGAUAUAUCAUUUCUACAUAAUACAAACAAGGAUUCUUAUUUUUACCUAAUUCUUUAUUUGUUUAAUUUUCUCUCUCAUCCGAAAUUGUCACACACUGGAACUUUAAGCCAUAAUUUAAAUCAUCCUUGGAUUAUCACAUUUUUGAGCCACCUGAUGGUGCAAUUUAACCUCGGUUGCACAUCUUCAGUUGUGUCGCAGGUUUAGUGCACCUUCAUAUUUCUGGCACAUUUUGUUUAUUUGUUUUUUGGGUUUUUUUCUUCAAGAUCACAUGUAAACUUUCUGAGACUGAACAAACUGGUUAGCAUCCAUGUAAAAACGAAUUUAGUAACUCACUAGCUAGUGCUGUUAACAGAGAAAUUACGAUUAAAUUACAGCAUUCUUCUUAAAAAGAAAGGCAGUGGUGGCGGUACAUUUAUGUUGAGGAUAAUAAUAAAAUGCUUGCUAGCACUUACAGAUGUAUGUCCACAUUAAGUGUUGCUGACUGUUAAUUGCAACUGCUUCAUUGCAUUAAUACUCCCACAUUUUUAUGAUUGGUUUGAUGAACAAAAAUCUGUUAAAAUGUGCACAGCUGUGUGAAUAAGCGUGAGUUAGUUUGGGACAUUUGUAGAUAAAUAAAGGUGGUCGUAGACGGAUAUUCUCUGAAAUCUCCUUCAUAGGGAAUGUUUUGAGUUGGCCUGAUUCCUUAAUCACCUACUCCUCUUCGGUAUGUUCCUCACAUUUCUCAUCAUGAUAUCUGGUUCUUUUCCCUUUAAACAUGUACCAAACAUCAAAACUAAAGGAAUAUUACUUUUGAUACUGAAAUUUAUGAAACUAGCAAAAUUUCUCCAUUGACUAUAUUAGGAUUUUGAGAGUAGAGUGAGAGACCCCAGCCUUCUUUGGACCUCAGUAGCUCAGCUGUACUUUACAGCAGGUUUGGGUCAUGAAAAGCUGGAUUAUACCCGACUCUGUUGGCAUUUUGAUACUUUCUAUGGUUAUUACAUAGUCAUUGUUUUAGUGUUUAGGUUUUUUUAUUUAUACCCCUGAAUGUUCAUCUUAGAGUCUGAUGACACAUUAAAAAAAUUCUGUAAUCUUUCUGUUUAAACUGAUUUCAUGCACUUUGUUUUAUUACUACAUUAACAGUUUAUACAUCAAAACUUAGGCAUCUUUUAUCUGCUUUUACCUAGUGUGUCUAUCACUGCUAUAGGACUCACUGUUUUCUGUUAAAUAACCCAAGAGAGAGGAGUGUCUGCACCAAAAGCCUCCCAUUAUAUUUCUAGUUUCUUUCUUUUCAGAAUUGGAACGGAAGGGUUUCUUUAACCGGUCGCAUCUCCAGGUUUAAACAAUGUAGAGAAGUAGAAAUUCACAUACAUGGCCACCAGAAGGUUCUCCCGCUGACUGUUAAUGAAUUUGUGCAAUAUGGGCUGUAGUUUUGGAACUGGAACUGUUUGUUGGGGGUUAAAUUUAUUUUUGAGAAACUCCCCAGAGAAGACUGAAUCACCAUAGCAACCAGUGACUCAGCAUCUUCUUUUUUGCAUAGCUUUUUCUCAUAUUAAUCACCAAGUAAGUUUUGGGCAUUGUCUGCAUCGAUCCAAAUUUCUUGCAUUUGUUUUUUCACUGUGAAGUUUUCUUCUACAAUAAGAACACAAAGUCUGUAGUUUAACUGCGUUCUCCUGAUCUCACCUUCUAACACUCUCUAUGGAGGAGAAGCAGAGGAUUAUAAGGUCUACUGUGAGCCUGCUUGUCAUGCUAUGUGGUUUUGUUUCCCAGUAGCAGUUACUGGUAACUUUGACUUACCUCUGUACUAUAAUUUUGUUUCAUAUUUAAUGUACCUGUUGAAUGUACUUUUUAUAAGCAGCAUAAUCUAAAUCUGAGGUGAAACAAGUGAGUUUAAACUGAGGUAAUUUGUUUUUCCCUUUUUUUCAGUUUGAAAGGCUUUACUUGAAUCCUGUUUUGUUUGAGUGCUACAUGUAAGAUGUGUUUUUGUAGUAAAUUUAAUUUUCCUGUUUUUGUUGGUGAAUAGUUGAAAUGUUUUUGGUUUUUGAAUGAUACUGUCUUCCCGAUUCAGAUAUGUAUCACAAAACUUAUCUUAUUUGCUUCCACAGUUGGACUUGUUUUUGUUUUGAAGUCUGGCAGCUUUUUGGACAGGUGGAAACUUUGGGUGAUGAAUGGGAACUGGGUGUAUGGGUGAUUGUUAUUGCCAAACUGUCAUUAUCAUCUGUACCCUGAAUUUGCCUGCUUCUAAUUCAUCUUUGAGUGAUUUCUUUUUUUUUUUUUUUAAAGAAUUGCCUCUGAUUAACUGAAGAUUGCCUUAAUAUUGUCCAGUUAUACUUUUCUUUGCUUCACAUAUUUUAAAACACACCGGCUUAAGUAACAAAUCAAGUGUACACUUAAAGGUUUGGGUUUUCAAUGCAGUUUUAUUCCGCUGUAUCACCAACAUGUUCUUUUCCAAUGCACCAUUUUGAAAUGAUGGUUGCUCUACAAAUAACUUUCAGUGCAGUGCUGCCAUUAGACUGUUCUGCACUGUCCAGCUGCAUCCUCCUCCCUGUACAUACACUAGAUAGGACCGUAGGUUUACAUGUGGCUAAGGCAUCAGUUGAACCCCCUUUUCUCUUCAGUGGAACUGCUGUAAAUGAAUUCAAAUUUAAAUAAACAAACUGUCAGAAAGGUUGAA